GUGACGUUGACGUUGUGUCAAACGAAAUGUCAAAAGCAGUAGAUAAAUAAAUUUUAUAGAAGUUGCUGGAGCUGGAGAAGAUAAAUUAAUAAAAUAUGGGUAUUACAGACGAUGUACAUCUUCCCACUGAAGAAGAAUUAACAGUUCAAGAAAUCCCUUUAUCCGGCCCAGCACUUAAAGCGGGUGCCUUUCAUGUAGGAAAAACUUGCGAAUGGGAAAAUAAUGAGUUUAUUCUCUGUCGCGAUGAGUUGAAAGAUCCAAGAAAAUGUAUAAAUGAAGGUAAAGCAGUUACCAGCUGCGCCAUGAACUUCUUUAGAAAGAUUAAAGCAACUUGUGCAGAUGAAUUCAUGCAGUAUGUAAACUGUCUUGACAAAUCUAGCCCUGAUCAGGCCCUUGUACCAUGUAGAAAAACUCAAGCCGUUUUUGAUAAAUGUGUAAAAGAUAAUCUAGGUUUAGACAGACCCCCUUAUGAUUACUUUAAUCGCGUGCAUGUACAUAAAACUGAAAGGCCAAGACCACCAGUGGAAGGUAAAACUGUUUACGAAGAUGCUACUCCCGGACUUCCAGAGGAUGUACCCAAGCCUGAAGCUAAGUAUGGUUCCAGAUAUCUCUUCAUGUGGUAAAAAAUGGGAGUAUACACAAGAGUUGUGUAUUGUGUGUAGUUUCUACUUUAUUUAGUUCUAUUGUAAAUAAAUAUUAUGUUAUA
Messenger RNA from Diabrotica virgifera virgifera (western corn rootworm), 706 nucleotides. It is a transcript of the gene ND-19, whose product is annotated as NADH dehydrogenase [ubiquinone] 1 alpha subcomplex subunit 8. The transcript has 3 exons. The coding region runs from base 96 to 623 and encodes 175 amino acids. The record is from RefSeq and is a predicted model, not a curated record. Gene Ontology annotation, biological process: mitochondrial electron transport, NADH to ubiquinone. NCBI's taxonomy places the organism in Eukaryota, Metazoa, Arthropoda, Insecta, Coleoptera, Chrysomelidae.